AUGUCCGACGAAUACACCACACCCUCCCAGUUCCUCAUCCUCCUAGACUCCACUGCCUUUCCAUGCGCACGCAUAGAGCGGAUCGGAGAAGGCAACGCCAACUUCUCCUUCCGCGGCCACUUGAGCGAGCCCACCCCCAGCGGCCUCAAAACGGUGUUCAUCAAGCAUGCGGAGCCGUACGUCGCGAAAUUCCGGGCGUUCAAAUUUGGGCCGGAACGGAGUAACUUUGAAUACACCGUCCUUGAGCAUCUAACCACCCUCGACAUCUCAACCGAUCGCAACACGGUCUCCACGCCGAGACCGCUCCAGUUCCUCCCAGACUCGCAUACCGCCAUCUACGAAGACGUGCAACAGUCCGAAACGCUCAAAACGGCAUUAUUGGCGGACCGUCUUUCCCGAGAGACCGCUGUGCACGUCGGCGCGGCGUUGGGGGCCUACAUCGCGCGGCUGCACGUCUGGGGCCGGGAUGCAGAGCAGGAGGCGCUGAGGCGGCAUCUGGCGAGCUAUGAUGAGGCGACGAGGGUUAUAUUCAGCAUGACGUAUGGAUCUUUCCACGGGCUGAUCACGGCGUUUCCGGGUCUGCUGGCGGGGAAUGAGGAUCUUUUCGCUCGAGCGAAGCAGUGGGCUCAGGAUGUGUUUUUUGGCGAGGACGGUGGCCGGAGGACGGUCACACAUGGGGACUUUUGGACGGGGAAUAUCCUCGUUCCUAGCUCACUCUCGCAAACGGUGGCUGAGCCCCGUUCUCAGAACCUGCACGUGGUCGACUGGGAAGCCUGCCGCCUCAGCGCCCCAGGCCUCGACAUAGGCCAAAUGGUUGCGGAAAUGUAUCUCCCCUUCCAUUUCCAUGCCAACCCCGUCUCCCUAGCCCUCAUCGACGCCUUCCUGGACGCGUAUGCCCGAGCCGGAGAUGUCCCUGUCGAGGAGGUGUUGACAGCGGUGAAACAUUUUGGGAUGCACUUGCUGGUGUUCCCGGCCCGGACGGGCUGGCCGAAGGAGGGUGUGGAGGAGUGUGUGAGGCUUGGGUUGGAGUAUUUGGAACAUGGGGUUGGGGGGGAUGUGGAGUGGGUAAAGGGGAGUGUGUUUAAGAGGUUGGUGCGUAUGUAG
This is a messenger RNA of Fimicolochytrium jonesii, 1104 nucleotides long. Its product is annotated as kinase-like domain-containing protein. Lineage: Eukaryota; Fungi; Chytridiomycota; Chytridiomycetes; Spizellomycetales; Powellomycetaceae. The transcript has 2 exons. The record is from RefSeq and is a predicted model, not a curated record. The coding region runs from base 1 to 1104 and encodes 367 amino acids.